Molecule: messenger RNA, 1720 nt
Organism: Stomoxys calcitrans (stable fly)
Lineage: Eukaryota; Metazoa; Arthropoda; Insecta; Diptera; Muscidae
Product: pickpocket protein 28
Exons: 7
Coding region: 1-1590 (529 amino acids)
Biological process (GO): sodium ion transmembrane transport
Cellular component (GO): membrane
Molecular function (GO): ligand-gated sodium channel activity
Source: RefSeq, a predicted model, not a curated record
AUGCCUAAUCAAUCGAAUACUCCCCAUGAUGCCCCCAGGCCGGGCUAUGUAUUGCGUUUGAUUAUCUUCUAUAUGGAAUUGCUAAAAGAAUUCCUAAGUAGCACUGCUCUAAAUGGUUUAAAAUAUUUGGCUUUUAAAUAUUUAAUUUUUUGGGAAAAAUUAUUUUUCCUUGUUUGCUUUGUUGCGGCAGCAUACAAUUCCAUCAGCUUUGCCAUCAACAUUAUCGAAAAGUGGCAAACUUCACCGGUCAUAAUCAUCAUGAACCCCCAAGCCACUUUUGUGACCAACGAACCAUUUCCAUCGGUUACCAUUUGUAAUAUGAAUCAGGCGAGUAGGAAAAAAGUUGGAGGCUUUCCUAGAAAUUCAUCAGAUUAUGCCAUGAGCUCCAAAGUUUGUUUUCAAGAUCUAAACUACACCUCAUAUGCUACCUCAAAGUUUCAUAAAAGCAAUGAUACCUUUGGCAGUUUCAUAACCAGGAACGCCCAACCCUGUUCCGAGAUGAUAGCCAUGUGUCAAUGGGAUCAAACUCUAACAACAUGCACCGAUUUAUUUCGAGAAGUCCUUCUGGACGAGGGUCUUUGCUGUUCUUUUAAUAUCGCACAUCCAUUCUUAAUUUACAAAGGAGACUAUUCAAUGAGCCGAGAUUUUACAACUAUCGACAGCCAAUGGAUCCCCAUUGAUUGGCAUCCAGAGAACGGCUAUCCCAAAGAUCUGCCCAAGCGUUUUUACCCUCGCAAAGCUGUGGGUUCAGGUAUCAGCAAUGGCUUAACUCUGGUUUUAAAUGGAGACAUUGAUGAUUAUUAUUGUUCAUCAACCAAUGGACCGGGCUUUAAGGUCCAGUUACACAACCCCAUUGAUUCGCCCCAGAUCAAAGAAACCGGUUUAUCGGUGAGUCUUGGCUAUCAGACCAGUUUUCGCAUCAACGCCAUUAAGGAUGAAGCCCAGCCCACUUUACGCUCCAUAUCGCCCAAAGAUCGUCAGUGCUAUUUUAGUAAUGAACGUCCUUUAAGUUAUUUCCAGUAUUACACCAGACGUAAUUGUGAAAGUGAAUGUGAUGCGAACUUCUUGCUGAGAACUUGCAAUUGUAUACCCUAUCAUCUGCCGAAGGUAAUUGCCAAUGCCACCAUCUGUUACAUUGAACAUUUCGAUUGUCAGGUGGAAGCCGAAAAGGAUUAUACAGAUCCGGAAAACUCAAAAUGCAAACAGGAGUGUUUAUCGGGCUGUCAUGAUUUAAGCUAUUCACCAAAAAUAUUCUCAACACCCUUGGCCAGUGAGAAUUUUGAUGUGGACAAUUCGUUUAUGAGAAAUCUCACCAAGGAAUAUAUAACGGAAAAUUUAGCUUAUUUGAAUAUCUAUUUUCCGCAAAACUUCUAUCGCAGCAAUGUUAAGACGCCCUACACGGGUUUAACAGAGUAUUUAUCACAAACUGGUGGCAUUAUGAGCUUGAUGAUUGGCUUCAGUGUCAUUUCAGUGGUGGAAUUUUGUUACUUCUUCAUAAUGAAACCCUUGGCUCAACUCUGGGAGAGAUGUUUCCAUAGAAAUAUCAUUAAUAUACAACAAUUGGCUGCUAAAAAUAAUGCUGGAGAUUAAUAUGGAACAGAUUUGGAGCUGAACGAUAUGAUGAAAUAAAUAUUAGAUUUUUUUGUAGUCUACGCACAAUUCUCACCACUGCUAUUAUUUUGCACAUGCAUGUUCAUGUGAAAAAGAAAACAUUUUCACU